AUGUCAUAAAAAACAAUUUUAAUAAUCGGAUCUGGUAUUUCUGGUUUAUCUGCUGCCUUUGAAUUAUUAGAAAACAAUUAUUAAGUCUAAAUUUUCGAAGCCCGUGAUAUCCAUGGGGGCCGUAUAGGUAAAAACACUACAUUUGCAAACUUCCCUAUAGAACUAGGAGCUGAAGAAAUCCACGUAGAUAUUUAAAACAUACCCUAUAAUUUAUCUGUAAAAGAUUAUUUUUUAGAAUAAAAUUUAAAUGAGAAAAUCUGGGAUUUCUAUAGACACUUUUGGGGAACUGAAAACGGCACAGAAAUUGAAAAAAUGUCUAUUAGAGAAUAUUUAGAUUUCCAAAAAGGAUUUAAUUCAGAUCAUGAUAAAAAUUAUUUAAUUCAAAAUGGGAGUCAUUUAGAUUUUUUAGAGAUAAAAUAUGCAAAAGUACUUCCUUUUAUUAAAUAUAAUACUCCUAUAGUUAGAAUAAAUUACUAAAAUUAAUAAAAAGUUAAAAUUUGGGAUUCAUAAGGGAAUAUUUACGAAGGAGAAAAAAUCAUUUUGACAGUACCAAUUUCGUAAUUAAAAAACAAUUCAAUUAAAUUUGAACCUGAACUUCCUUUAGAAAAAUAAAAAGCUAUCCAAAAUUUACAAAUGGGUACUGGAGGUUGUUUAGUAUCAGGUCAAAUCGGUUUAGAUAUGAAUAAUGAAUAAAAAAGGGAAAUUAUUUUAAAAAAUCUCUACUAAAAAUUAGGAAAAGUAUUCAAUUUUAAAAAUAUUGAAGAUCUUCUUGAAGACUAUCUAUGGAUAGAGUACUCUUAAAUUAAAUAUAUUGAAGGAACAUAUUCUUAUCCUGUUUUAAAUGCAGAAAAUUCGAGAAAAAUACUAGCAAAUGAAGUCAAUGGAAACCUUUUUUUCGCAGGAGAAGCUACACAUCCAGUUUAUUUUUAAACUGCAAAUGGCGCAUUAGAUACAGGAAUUAGAGAAGCACAUAAAAUUAUUUAAAUGGAUAAUAUUUUAGAAAGAUAAAAAGAGGAUUUUAAAAAUAUGGUUAGCUUAUGA
This is a messenger RNA of Ichthyophthirius multifiliis, 1041 nucleotides long. RefSeq lists its product as hypothetical. The transcript is spliced from 3 exons. The record is from RefSeq and is a predicted model, not a curated record. NCBI's taxonomy places the organism in Eukaryota, Ciliophora, Oligohymenophorea, Hymenostomatida. Gene Ontology annotation, molecular function: oxidoreductase activity.